UACCGAUCAGGCCUGCUUUUAUUGGUCCAUUAUUAGUGCUCUUUAUUCUGCUAGUAAACAUACAUAUCGAACCUCCUCGUAUCCAUAUUACAAGCAAUUUCUACAAACAGAGGAUUUAGAUUGUCCAAUGGAAUUAAGUCAAAUUCCAAAAUUUGAAAAAAUAAACCAAAUUUCAGUUAACGUUUACGCAUUAGAAUUAAACGAGACAGAGAAAAAAACAUUUUACACAGUAGUACCGGCUAGACUAACAAAAAAUAAAUUAGAGAAGCAUGUCAAUUUACUUUUAAUUCAAAAUAAAUAUUAUCCAAAAUUAAAUGAUUACGAUGCUCCACCGGUUGAUGAUGUAGACGAAGAGAUUAAAUAUCAUUAUUGCUGGAUCAAAGAUUUGUCACGAUUAGUUUCAAGACAACUCAGUAAAGAUUGCAAAAAAAAAUUAAUUUGUGAUAGAUGUUUAAAUUAUUUUAGUAGUCGAGAUAAAUUAGCUGAACAUGAAAAACUUUGCUCUAAAUUAAAUAAGUAUAAAAUGAGUGUUCCUCAAUUUGAUUUUGUUGAAUUUCGAAACUUUACAUAUCAGCAAACUACCCCGUUUGUCGUUUAUGCUGAUUUUGAGUGUCAAUUAGAAAAUUUCAAUCAGCCUAGUAUAACUAAAACUUUAAAAUAUCAAAAACAUGUUGCGUAUAGUGCAGGCUACUAUGUAAAAUGUUCAUAUGAUGACAGCCUUUCUUAUUUCGAUAGUUAUCGCGGUGAGGAUUGCAUGGAUUGGUUUGCAGAUCGAAUGGAAGAUGUAGCAAAAUUUGUAAAUUCUAAAAUAAAAACAAUUGUGCCUAUGAUUGAAAAACCAGAUACAUGUAAGGCAAAAACUUGUCAUAUAUGUAAUAAACAGUUUUCCUCCAAGGACAUAAUUGUAACGGACCAUGACCACUUUAACGGAUCCUUUAGGGGAUUUUCGCACCAAGCAUGCAAUCUGAAUUUCCGAAAAUUGUUUGUUGUGCCAGUGGUCUUUCACAACCUAAAAAAAUUAAACGAGACUUCAUUACCAUCAAUUCAACACUUUUACAAUAAAUUAAACGAUGAACAUAUUAGUGCUGAGAAAUACGCUCAUGCACAGCAAAUUUGGCAAAAAUUUAACAUUCAGGAUUUGGGACAAUACUCAGACCUGUAUUUAAAAACUGAUAUUCUGCUUCUUGCGGAUGUUUUCGAACAAUUUCGCAAAAACUGUUUUAAGACGUACGGUCUAGAUCCUGCAUGGUAUUACACUAUGCCUGGCUAUACUUGGGACUGUAUGCUCAAGUAUACUAGAUGCAAGUUAGAAAUUCUCAAGGAUCUAGACAUGGUUAUGUUUUACGAAAGCGCCAUAAGAGGUGGAAUAUCGGUGUGUAGUAGCCGAUAUUCAGAGGCUAAUAACAAAUAUAUGGCUGAGUAUGAUUCCACGAAACCUUCAAAAUUUCUAAUGUACCUAGACGUGAAUAAUUUAUACGGGAAAGCUAUGUGUGAAUUACUACCCUACGGAGGAUUCAGCUGGGUCGAUAACAUCGAAAAUUUUGAUGUGAUGUCAAUACCGGAUGACUCUAACGUAGGAAAAAUGAACAAAACAGAGAAGGAAGAGUUUAUAAAAAAGUUGAGAAAAGAUAAAGAAAACGCUUACCUGCGCAAUUUAGAAAAGUGGGAGGAAAAGAAAAAAAUUAGAGUCAUAUCAAACGUCACAUUAAGAAAGUCUAACAAAAAAACAGAACAAGGACCAAGCCAAAAUACUGAUGAUUCUAGAAAUACUCAAAAAUCAGGCAAUUCUUUAAACGAUAAUAAUGAGUUAAAAACCAAUGACAUUAAUCAAAAUAUGAAAAUACUUGAGUAUAAAACACCAGAUAGUUUACCAAAGAUUAAACUUGUAACCGAAAAUGUUAAUUUGAGAAAACCAAAAACAAAACUUAUUAAAAAACAAAAGUCCAAAAAUAAGGCUGUUUUUACCUCUAAACCUAAUUAUAACACAGAAAAAUCACGGCUACGUAGAGCUAGAUUAACUCAAGAAGAAAAAGCUGUCAUAAGGGAAAAAGACAAGAUACGAAAACGAGAGUGUAGAGCUAACAAAACUAUUUUAAAGAUCAGCGAUAUGUCUAAGAAACAAAAGAAAAUACAAAGAAGAAAAUGGAGAGAAACGAAGAAAGAGUAUAGAAGAAAGAAAAAAUCUUUAAAUUCAGUAAUAAACACAACUCCCCCCAAUUCGGACUCAGAAAAUAGUUUAGCAGAAAUGGACGAAAACCUAGAAACUCCAGAUAUUGAUUUGAUUACUAGCAAUACAAAUAAAGAGGAGAUAGAAAUCCAAACUUCAGAAAACCAUAAACAACCACCAUUCAGUACACUUAAUACUUCAGUUUCUACGCGAAGUAAUUCAUUAUGUACGCCAAGUACAUCGUUUUCUACACCAUGUGCAUUUCAAAAGACUGAUUCGGAAAGUACUAAUGAUACACCAAAAAUUAAAAUGUCUUAUCAGAAAAUUAAUGCACGAAAGCACAAGCAUAACAAACUUAGAGAUUUGUAUAGAGAGAUAGAAAGAAUGAAACAUACAUUGGCUGAAAGGCAGAAACAAAUAGAAGAUUUAAAAAGAGAGAAACUUAAAUACAAAAAGCGAUUAGAAAGACAAGAGAAAAAAAAAUUGCCCAAUAAUAUUAUUACUCAAAAUCGUACACUAGAGAACGCACAGGAUGGUACAGAGAAAAAUCAGGCCUCUACACUAGAAUCUCCCAAUACAAAAAUUAUUACUUUUUUAAAUGGGCGGAUCAUACCUGGCGACGUAAAAAGAGAAUUGGUUUUUGGGGCGGCUUUAAAAGAGCAAAUUGUGACAAAUUUUACUAAAAUAGAACCUUCUAAUAAGAAAAACAAACAAAUUGCUCGGCAAUUAUUAAGUGGCAAUAUAUUAAAAAAAUAUAAACUACACAACAAAAUAAAUAGGAUUUUGCCCUACAGAGAAAACAGAAACCUCAUUAAAAGUACAAAAGACCUUAAACUCAAACGAAAGAAUAGAUCAAAUGCUAUUCACCAAGAAACAAAAAACAAGAUCAGAUUAUUUUUUGAAAGUGAUCGUAUAUCAAAAAUGUGUCCAGGAAAGGCGAAUUUUAUAACAAAAAAAAAAGUAAAAAAACAGAAACGUUUGCUUCUGUUUAGUCUAGCCUCAUGUUUUAAAAAAUUUAAAUUCGAAUUUCCUAAUAUUCUCAUUGGUUUUACAACUUUUUAUCAUAAUAAGCCAUUUUGGGUGGUUCAACCUAAAACCAAAGAUAGGGAAACGUGUGCUUGUGUGAAGCAUGAAAAUUUUAAGUAUAUUGUAGCCAAGUUAUUUUUUGAAAAAGUCACAAAUCAUCAAAAUUUAGAAGAGAUUGCAAAAGGUAAUUAUAAGCUAGUUUUACACAAAGAAAAUGAGUCUGAUACUAUAAAUUUGUUUCAAUGGAAGUCGCAACAACAAGAAAGGAAAAUUGGGGUACUUACUAAGUUAAUACGAACAACCAGUAAAAAGUCACUAAUAAUAACGAAACUUGAAUUGAUGGAGCUAUUUUUAAAGGAACUGCCGAGUUUUAAACUUCAUUCUGAUACAAUGAAUCAUCAAAUGGAAUUUAUGGAAAAAGUUAAAUCUGGUUUAGUUCCCUCAGAAAUGGCGAUCCAGAUUGAUUUUGCAGAAAAUUACUAUGCAAAACUAGAAACAGAAAUCCAAAGUAUGCACUUCGGUGCAAGUAAAAGACAAAUAUCGAUACACACCGGAGUAGCCUAUUUUAAAAAUCAUUUUGACGAAAAUAAGACAAUUUCUUUUGCUACCUUAUCAGAUAACAUUGAUCACCAAGCUCCUGCAAUUUGGUGUCAUAUGAAGCCUGUUCUUUCUAUUUUGGCAGAAAAUAUUAAAAGUACAUCCAUUAAAAAAAUUUACAUGUUUUCGGACGGCCCGACAUCACAGUAUAAAAAUAAGUUCAAUAUUUAUCUGGCGGCUAAUAAUUUGCAAAAACAAUUUCCAAACGCAGACGUUUCUUGGAAUUACAGCGCUUCUGGGCAUGGUAAAGGUCCGAUGGACGGCAUUGGGGGAACAAUAAAACGCUUGGCAGAUAGAACAGUAUUGAGAGGAAACGACAUAACAUGCGCAGGAGAUUUUAUUAAUUUAGUAAGACCUGAAUGCAAAAAAACAUAUCUAUUUGAAGUAUCUAGUGAAAACAUUCAAACUGAGAAAGAAAACUCCCUGCAGAAUAAGUUUUCACCAAUAAAAAAAAUAACACAAGCUCACCAAAUUACAUGGGGAAAAGUCACUAACAAAGUGUCGAUUUACACAAGAUCAUUAAGCUGUUACAUUUGUCCUUUUGAUGAAGAAUGUAGCCAUUUUUUUAUUGACAAACAACCGAAGCCCGGACAUGUUGACAGUGGAACUAAUGCAACACCUACAUCAUCAAGCCAAAUCGAUAGAACCAUUCCAAAUGAGGUGGAAAAUCCAAGUAUUCCAGUAGUCGGAACAUGGGUUGCGGUUGUUUACGGAGACUCUUGGUAUCCAGGGAUGGUUUCAGCUAUUAAUGAAAAUAUCCUCGAAGUGAAAUAUUUACAACGUCAAGGAAAAAGUUAUAAAUGGCCUACGCGACCGGACAUUCAAAAUGUAGAUUUUAAAGAUAUCCUGUAUAUUUUAACUCGUCCACCUAAAAGCGUUUCAAAAACAAGAACCGAUUUAUUUUCUAUACCCGAGGAAGCUAUAAUCGAUGACCUUUUAAAUAAGUCCGAAGACGAUUAAUAUUGUAAUAUUAAAAAUAUAAAUGUUUAAUGUCCGUUUAAAUUAAUUUUAUUUAAUUGUUUGCUUAAUGUAGCUCAAUUUGUCCAGUCCGCACAAAGAAAGUCAAGUCCGCAUCCAUUUUUGUAUAGCGUGUUGCAAUAGAAAUCCUGUGCAAUUAAAAAAAAAUAGACGUUACUUAAUAAAUAUGACCUAGUUUCAUCUGCUAUGGAACAGUUUUUUAUUUUUAGGUUAUUCUUUAAUUUAA
Psylliodes chrysocephalus is the source of this 4994-nucleotide messenger RNA. Lineage: Eukaryota; Metazoa; Arthropoda; Insecta; Coleoptera; Chrysomelidae. The record is from the annotation of a GenBank genome assembly.